GUCAUGCUGAACAACGAGUAUCCAACCAAAAACGAAGCCCGAAACGCCUGUAAGGCAUAUGCAAAAGAACAAGGGUUUGCGCUUUCUACUGUUAGAAGCAAUGCACUUGUGGUUACAAUGGGAUGUGUGCACCAUGGCCACCCACGUAAUCGAGAGGAAAAGGCAAAGCGACGAGAAAAAAAAGAUGAGCUAUUUGUUGAGAGCACAUCUAUGCAAACAGGCCAUCCUACUGAAGAUUCAGUAUCACUUUUACCAAAAGAUAUUAUGCCAAAGCGAACACGCAACAAGGAUUCGAUGCGAAUGAAUUGUCCAUAUUUCAUCAAGAUCAGACUGCGAAAUGCUGUAUGGGUGGUGACUGAGAUAUACGGUGGCGAUCCCAACAAGGAUGGCUGUCCACUUCACAACCAUCCGUAUGCCGAUGAUAUUUACUAUUAUUCUCAGCACAGACGUCUAACUGAGGUUUCACGUACACUCGCACUGAAUAUGAUGGAAACUGGCGCAACAAACAAUACAAUCCGCGAUUUCUUGCGGGAACGGGGCGAGGGUGCCACGAACAAAGAUAUCGCAAAUCUUCGUCAGCUUGCGUUCAACAACAACCCAGCACGAACAAUUAUGCGUUUGAUUAAUCAACUGCAGUGCAAGGAGGAACAAUCUUAGUAAAAGAGGAAACCAAAAAAAAAGAUAUAUAUAUAUAUUCAACAACACCAGUACACUCACAAGCACCAUCAACAUCCCCCCUCUUUCUUUCUUCACAAAAUCACAAAUGCCUCUCCUCCCCUCCUUCCACUUCCUGCCUUCUUAUAUAUAUAUAUUAUAUUAUAUUAUUUUAUUUUAUUACUAUUCUACUCUAUCCUAUUCUAUCCUAUUCUAUUCUUUCUUCUGCCAAUUGCACAAACUUCCUUGAAAGCUGAGUCAAAUCG
Messenger RNA from Phycomyces blakesleeanus NRRL 1555(-), 920 nucleotides. RefSeq lists its product as hypothetical. Bases 4 to 657 code for a protein of 217 amino acids. The record is from RefSeq and is a predicted model, not a curated record. Lineage: Eukaryota; Fungi; Mucoromycota; Mucoromycetes; Mucorales; Phycomycetaceae. The transcript has a single exon.